AUGGCAAAGCACGCAGCCUCCGACGCGCUAAAAAAACGCCAAGAAGAAGAGGAAAAGGCAAGAGCUUACCGGAUUGCUCACGCAAUUUGGCUGGAUGAGCAACAGAAGCCAAAAGAUGAGUGCCUGUCUUACUGGGAGGAGGAGACUAAAUGGGAUUCAUCUCAUUUGAGCGCCGUCGAAGAAGAAGAGGUUGUCAAUUACCUCAUUGAGACGGCAGCUCAGGGCUUUGGGCUGUCACAUCAUCGUUUGAAGGAGCACGUCAUAGAGCUCUGCCAAGCGCAUUAUGGCACCUCCUUUCCUGGUCUUGGGAAGCACUGGUCCCACCGCUUUGUUGAGCAGCAUCACGAAUGCCUUCACGUAUACUGGACUUGGCCACUCCAUGAUGUCCGAGGGAAAGCUGCGAACCCAGAAAACCAUAAGGCCUGGUGUGAUCUCGUUGAGAACGUCCAGCUGCAUGGAGAUGAGGGCAACACAAUUGCACCUGAGAACACGUACACGCUGGAUGAGGCAGGUUUUCAGGCUAACGGUGAUGAGGGAGAAGAGCGGGUGAUUGGCGGAGCGGGCAAGAACGUCCAGUACCAGCAGCAAGCUGGAAUGAGGGAGACAACGACUGUCAUUGUCAAUAUCUGCGCGGAUGGGACUGCCAUACCUCCAGCCAUUUUGUUUUCUGGAAAGGGCUUUGCAGUUCGGUGGAAGCAAGAUAACCCUGCAGAAGCAAUGCUGGGAUACUCGAAGAAGGGCUGGACGGAUAACGAGAUCGGCAUCGAGUACGCAAAGCACUUCGAGCGAAUGACUCGUGAGAAGGCGGGUGGCAGGUGGCGAGUCCUCUAUGUUGACGGACAUGGUUCACAUGUCACUUGUGGGUUCUUGAUGUUCUGCAAGGCGCAUAAGAUCCAUGUCUUGUGCUAUCCUGCCCAUACAACUCACAUUUACCAAGGUCUGGAUGUCGUGAUAUUCAGCCUGAUGAAGCAAAGGUUCAGUGAGAACCGUGACAAACUCUUUCGAGAGACAGGCCAGGAGAUCUCAAAAGAGAACUUCCUGAAGGUUUAUGGUGACACCCAUCUUGCGAUACUACAACUGGAGUUAAUCAAGAAGGUGUUCUCGAAGACAGGAAUCAUACCUUUUAACCGCGACGUGAUCUCUGCCGAUAAGCUCGCUCCCAGCUGCGACACCUCAUUUCGGCAUUACACCCCAGUUGAGCCACCGGCUGCUGUCCGCAUCAUGACGGAGCUGAUCAUUGACACCCUCCAGCCUAUCUUCAUCACGUCGUCUCCAAACAAUGAUUCGGAUACAGAUUCCGAAGGUGAGGAUGAGGGAGCCAGUGAGGAUGCGGUUGACGAGAGAGGUGAUGAGGAAUAUGAAGCAGGUGAAGAGGAGGAAGAAGCGGUGGCAGAUGGAGAGCAGGACAAGGAGGUGGAGGAUGGUGCUGAUGAGGAGGCAGAUGAUGUUGAGGAGGGGGGUGGUGAGGCUGGUCAUGAAGCAGAACUUGCCAACUCUGAUUGCGGCUUUCUCUUCUCACAAACACCUAUCCCAUCGUCUUCUAAUCCACCCAAUCUGCUGAAUGCUCUCAUCUUGCCUAUGAAACGUUGCAUUACCAAACCGUCAAUGUCAAGGCAAGAUGUCACAUACCUCACAACAAAGACGACAUCCACACCCGACGAGGAUGCCAUGCAGGAGGCUCUCAUUGCGAAAGCAGCGGCAGCAGAUUACUACAAGGAGCAGGCGAUCCCUUCAAGCGAAGGAAGAAGAAGGGGCAAGGAGGAGCACGAGGAUGCAAAGGCGAAGGAGGUGUGUGACAAGGAGGAGAGGGCUGCCCAGCAGCUUGAAUACGAGGAGCGGAUGGCAGCGUGGCAGGCACAUGAGGAUGGUCAGGAGGCUAGGAAUGCGGCACUGUAUCGCCAGUUUCAGGAGGAUGCAAACAAGUGGACAGCAGCGCGAGUAGCAGCGAAGGAGGCGGGCCGCAAGCUGAAGGAUUGGGACAAAGCCCAUCCAAAGCCUUUGCGUUCGAAUUACAAGGAGGCCCGGGUAAAACCCCCAACCAAGAAGGCGUGGAAAGAUCCUGAGGAGGAUCCUGAGGAGGAUGUCCAGUACGAUGAUAUUCCAGACCAGAGCCAAGCCUCGCUGUGGAAGACCCUGACAGAUUUCCUCGUAUCUGGGAUUUUCCCAAAUCUCAAGAGGGUGAACUUUGAAGUUUCUGCCACCGAAGAAGCCAAAGGAUUAGAUACUGUCAUUGAUGCCACCUAUAAAGAGUAUGUUGCCGAGUUACAGCAGAAGGAAGGGCUCAUCGUGAGCACCGUCAAAAUGCACCACCUCACAAUGGACCGCCAUGAAUAUCGAAACUUCCAUAUCUUCACCCCAAACCCAGACUGGGCCUCAAAGUAG
Molecule: messenger RNA, 2382 nt
Organism: Cyclocybe aegerita
Lineage: Eukaryota; Fungi; Basidiomycota; Agaricomycetes; Agaricales; Hemipholiotaceae
Source: the annotation of a GenBank genome assembly